CGCAGUUGUCAGCUACCACGAACGUCUCCAGACCGCCGUGCAACAUGUUCAUGGCACCGCGACUUCGCUGCACGUUGAAGCUACCCCUUGCGGCUCCGUCUCGCCCCGCGCGUCGUGCUUUACACCUUGCGCCACCGUGGCUUCUCGAUGACUAUAUACCGCGCUAUCACCUAAUAAGUUCCAUUGACGCAUCAAAGAAACGAUCCCAAGCAUACGCACAUCUAAAUAACUGUAAUCUGUGUCCAAGACUGUGUGGGGUCAAUCGCUAUGAGAAGACAGGCGUUUGCUUGAUCGGCGCGGAAAAGGUCACGGUCAACACGGUUGCGCCGCACUUUGGAGAAGAACCAUGUCUCCAAGGCCACAAUGGCUCUGGUAGCGUCUUCUUCUCUGGCUGCAAUCUGCGAUGCGUAUUCUGCCAGAACUAUGACAUCGCGCAUCAGCGGAACGGGUUUGACCUCACCCCCGAAGAGCUCGCUGAGUGGUACAUGAAACUGCAAGAUGUUGGCAAAUGCCACAAUAUCAACCUCGUCACACCCGAGCACGUCGUACCGCAAGUUGCGCUAUCAAUUCUGCACGCACGUGAGCUUGGUCUGCAAAUACCCAUCGUUUACAACACAUCCUCGUUCGAUUCGUUGGAAAGCCUGAAGCUGCUGGACGGGCUGGUGGACAUCUACCUGCCAGACUUCAAGGUGUGGAAGAAUAGCACAAGUAAGAGACUACUAAAAGCAGACAACUACACUGAAACAGCUAUGGAGAGUAUCAAGGCAAUGCAUGAACAAGUUGGAGACCUCUGCUUUACAGCCGACGGCAUUGCGAAGAAGGGCGUACUGGUACGUCAUCUCGUGAUGCCCGGCAUGGAAGAUGAAGGUAAAGAGAUCAUGAGAUGGCUUGCAGAGAACGUGUCGAAGGACAUCAUGGUGCACAUUAUGGAGCAAUACUUUCCCCGUGCCCACGUCGGCAAAGAACGUCGCAGCACCAAAGACAAGGGCAACAAAGCCAACGUUGCUGAGCUUGACGGCGUGCAAGUCUCCGAGAACACAAAGAAAGACAAGAGAUACGCAGAGAUCAAUCGCCCGGUUGAUUUGAGCGAAGUCGCAUCUGUUAAGAAGGCAGCUGAGGAAGCUGGUCUAUGGCGGUUUGUGGAGGCUGCAAAGCAUGGCGGUUUCAAUAUCUGAUCGUUGCACGCGGGGUCAAAUUUUCUAUCUUUACGUGUUUUGCGGGCGUUGUUCUCUCUAUGAUUGAGGCAGGCACAGGCUGGCUCUUGCCCGCAUCUG
This is a messenger RNA of Boeremia exigua, 1274 nucleotides long. RefSeq lists its product as uncharacterized. NCBI's taxonomy places the organism in Eukaryota, Fungi, Ascomycota, Dothideomycetes, Pleosporales, Didymellaceae. Bases 45 to 1175 code for a protein of 376 amino acids. The record is from RefSeq and is a predicted model, not a curated record. Gene Ontology annotation, molecular function: iron-sulfur cluster binding; catalytic activity. The transcript is spliced from 3 exons.